Messenger RNA from Closterium sp. Naga37s-1, 11553 nucleotides. Lineage: Eukaryota; Viridiplantae; Streptophyta; Zygnematophyceae; Desmidiales; Closteriaceae. The record is from the annotation of a GenBank genome assembly.
AUGCGAGGCAAGGCGCGCGCGCGGACCAAGGCGCGCGCCCGGACCAAGGCGCGCCCCCGGACCAAGGCGCGCCCCCGGACCAAGGCGCGCUCCCGGACCAAGGCGCGCCCCCGGACCAAGGCGCGCCCCCGGACCAAGGCGCGCGCCCGGACCAAGGCGCGCUCCCGGACCAAGGCGCGCCCCCGGACCAAGGCGCGCCCCCGGACCAAGGCGCGCGCGCCUGGACCAAGGCGCGCGCGCCCGGAUCAAGGCGCGCGCCCGGACCAAGGCGCGCGCCCGAACCAAGGCGCCCCCGGACCAAAGCGCGCUCCCGGACCAAGGCGCGCCCGCAGACCAAGGCGCGCGCCCGGACCAAGGCGCGCGCGCCCAGACCAAGGCGCGCCCCCGGACCAAGGCGCGCCCCCGGACCAAGGCGCGCCCCCGGACCAAGGCGCGCCCCCGGACCAGGGCGCGCGCGCGGACCAAGGCGCGCGCGAGGACCAAGGCGCGCGCCCGGGCCGAGGCGCGCGCGCCCAGACCAAGGCGCGCCCCCGGACGAAGGCGCGCCUUCGGACCAAGGCGCGCCCCCGGACCAAGGCGCGCUCCCGGACCAAGGCGCGCUCCCGGACCAAGGCGGGCGCCCGGACCAAGGCGCGCGCCCGGACCAAGGCGCGCGCGCCCGGACCAAGGCGCGCCCCCGAACCAAGGCGCGCCCCCGGACCAAGGCGCUCUCCUGGACCAAGGCGCGCUCCCGGACCAAGGCGCGCGCCCGGACCAAGGCGUGCGCGCCCGGACCAAGGCGCGCCCCCGGACCAAGGCGCGCGCCCGGACCAAGGCGCGCCCCCGGACCAAGGCGCGCCCCCAGACCAAGGCGCGCUCCCGGACCAAGGCGCGCGCCCGGACCAAGGCGCGCGCCCGGACCAAGGCGCUCCCCCGGACCAAGGCGCGCCCCCGGACCAAGGCGCGCCCCCGGACCAAGGCGCGCCCCCGGACCAAGGCGCACUCCCGGACCAAGACGCGCUCCCGGACCAAGGCGCCGCCCGGACCAAGGCGCGCCCCAGGACCAAGGCGCACCCCCGGACCAAGGCGCGCCCCUGGACCAAGGCGCGCCCGGACCAAGGCGCGCGCGCCCGGACCAAGGCGCGCCCCCGGACCAAGGCGCUCCCCUGGACCAAGGCGCGCCCCCGGACCAAGGCGCGCGCGCGGACCAAGGCGCGCGCUCGGACCAAGGCGCGCCCCCGGAACAAGGCGCGCGCCCGGACCAAGGCGCGCCCCCGGACCAAGGCGCGCUUCCGGACCAAGGCGCGAGCGCCUGGACCAAGGUGCGCGCGCGCGCCUGGACCAAGGCGCGCGCGCCCGGACCAAGGGGCGCGCGCCCGGACCAAGGCGCUCGCCCGGACCAAGGCGCGCCCCCGGACCAAGGCGCGCCCCCGGACCAAGGCGCGCGCCCGGACCAAGGCGCGCGCCCGGACCAAGGCGCGCGCUCGGACCAAGGCGCGCGCUCGGACCAAGGCGCGCCCCCGAACCAAGGCGCGCGCCCGGACCAAGGCGCGCCCCCGGACCAAGACGCGCUUCCGGACCAAGGCGCGCGCGCCUGGCCUAAGGUGCGCGCGCGCGUCCGGACCAAGGCGCGCGCGGCCGGACCAACGCGCGCGCGCCCGGACCAAGGCGAGCGCCCGGACCAAGGCGCGCCCCCGGACCAAGGCGCGCCCCCGGACCAAGGCGCGCUCCCGGACCAAGGCGCGCGCCCCCGGACCAAGGCGCGAUCCCGGACCAAGGCGCGCGUUCGGACCAAGGCGCGCCCCUGGACCAAGGCGCGCGCCCGGACCAAAGCGCGCGCGGACCAAGGCGCGCCCCCGGUCCAAGGCGCGACCCCGGACCAAGGCGCGCCUUCGGACCAAGGCGCGCCCCAGGACCAAGGAACGCGCCCGGACCAAGGCGCGCGCACCCGGACCAACGCGCGCGCGCGCCCGGACCAAGGCGCGCGCCCGGACCAAGGCGCGCCCCCGGACCAAGGCGCGCGCCCGGACCAAGGCGCGCCCCCGGACCAAGGCGCGCCCCCAGACCAAGGCGCGCUCCCGGACCAAGGCGCGCGCCCGGACCAAGGCGCGCGCCCGGACCAAGGCGCUCCCCCGGACCAAGGCGCGCCCCCGGACCAAGGCGCGCGCGCCCGGACCAAGGCGCUCGCGCGGACCAAGGCGCGCGCUCGGACCAAGGCGCGCCCCCGAUCCAAGGCACGCGCCCGGACCAAGGCGCGCCCCCGGACCAAGGCGCGCUUCCGGACCAAGGCGCGCGCGCCUGGACCAAGGUGCGCGCGCGCGUCCGGACCAAGGCGCGCGCGCCCGGACCAAGGCGCGCGCGCCCGGACCAAUGCGCGCGCCCGAACCAAGGCGCGCCCCCGGACCAAGGCGCGCGCGCGGACCAAGGCGCGCUCCCGGACCAAGGCGCGCGCCCGGACCAAGGCGCGCGCCCCCGGAUCAAGGCGCGAUCCGGGACCAAGGCGCGCGUUCGGACCAAGGCGCGCGUUCGACUAAGGCGCGCGCGCCCGGACCAAGGCGCGCGCGCGGACCAAGGCGCGCGUUCGGACCAAGGCGCGCCCCCGGACCAAGGCGCGCGCGCCCGGACCAAUGCGCGCCCCCGGACCAAGGCGCGCCCCCGGACCAAGGCGCACUCCCGGACCAAGACGCGCUCCCGGACCAAGGCGAGCGCCCGGACCAAGGCGCGCCCCAGGACCAAGGCGCGCCCCCGGACCAAGGCGCGCCCCUGGACCAAGGCGUGCGCCCGGACCAAGGCGCACGCCCGGACCAAGGCGCGCCCGGACCAAGGCGCGCGCGCCCGAACCAAUGCGCGUCCCCGGACCAAGGUGCGCCCCCGGACCAAGGCGCGCCCCCGGACCAAGGCGCGCCCCCGGACCAAGGCGCGCUCCCGGACCAAGGCGCGCGCCCGGACCAAGGCGCGCCCCCGGACCAAGGCGCUCCCCCGGACCAAGGCGCGCCCCCGGACCAAGGCCCGCCCCCGGACCAAGGCGCGCCCCCGGACCAAGGCGCGCUCCCGGACCAAGGCGCGCGCCCAAACCAAGGCGCGCCCUCGGAGCAAGGCGCGCCCCCGGACCAAGGCGCACUCCCGGACCAAGACGCGCUCCCGGACCAAGGCGCGCGCCCGGACCAACGCGCGCCCCAGGACCAAGGCGCGCCCCCGGACCAAGGCGCGCACCCGGACCAAGGCGCGCGCCCGGACCAAGGCGCGCCCGGACCAAGGCGCGCGCGCCCAGACCAAUGCGCGCCCCCGGACCAAUGCGCGCCCCCGGACCAAUGCGCGCCCCCGGACCAAGGCGCGCGCCCGGACCAAGGCGCGCGCCCCCGGAUCAAGGCGCGAUCCGGGACCAAGGCGCGCGUUCGGACCAAGGCGCGCGUUCGACUAAGGCGCGCGCGCCCGGACCAAGGCGCGCGCGCGGACCAAGGCGCGCGUUCGGACCAAGGCGCGCCCCCGGACCAAGGCGCGCGCGCCCGGACCAAUGCGCGCCCCCGGACCAAGGCGCGCCCCCGGACCAAGGCGCACUCCCGGACCAAGACGCGCUCCCGGACCAAGGCGAGCGCCCGGACCAAGGCGCGCCCCAGGACCAAGGCGCGCCCCCGGACCAAGGCGCGCCCCUGGACCAAGGCGUGCGCCCGGACCAAGGCGCACGCCCGGACCAAGGCGCGCCCGGACCAAGGCGCGCGCGCCCGAACCAAUGCGCGUCCCCGGACCAAGGUGCGCCCCCGGACCAAGGCGCGCCCCCGGACCAAGGCGCGCCCCCGGACCAAGGCGCGCUCCCGGACCAAGGCGCGCGCCCGGACCAAGGCGCGCCCCCGGACCAAGGCGCUCCCCCGGACCAAGGCGCGCCCCCGGACCAAGGCCCGCCCCCGGACCAAGGCGCGCCCCCGGACCAAGGCGCGCUCCCGGACCAAGGCGCGCGCCCAAACCAAGGCGCGCCCUCGGAGCAAGGCGCGCCCCCGGACCAAGGCGCACUCCCGGACCAAGACGCGCUCCCGGACCAAGGCGCGCGCCCGGACCAACGCGCGCCCCAGGACCAAGGCGCGCCCCCGGACCAAGGCGCGCACCCGGACCAAGGCGCGCGCCCGGACCAAGGCGCGCCCGGACCAAGGCGCGCGCGCCCAGACCAAUGCGCGCCCCCGGACCAAUGCGCGCCCCCGGACCAAGGCGCGCCCCCUGACCAAGGCGCGCCCCCGGACCAAGGCGCGCGCCCGGACCAAGGCGCGCGCGCCCAAACCAAGGCGCUCGCGCCCGGACCAAGGCGCGCCCCCGGACCAAGGCGCGCCCCCGGACCAAGGCGCGCUCCCGGACCAAGGCGCGCGCCCGGACCAAGGCGCGCCCCCGGACCAAGGCGCGCGCCCGGACCAAGGCGCGCGCCCGGACCAAGGCGCGCGCCCGGACCAAGGCGCGCCCCCGGACCAAGGGGCGCUCGCCCGGACCAAGGUGCGCGCGCGGACCAAGGCGCGCGCUCGGACCAAGGCGCGCGCUCGGACCAAGGCGCGCCCCCGGACCAAGGCGCGCUUCCUGACCAAGGUGCGCGCGCGCGCCCGGACCAAGGCGCACGCCCGAACCAAGGUGCGCCCCCGGACCAAGGCGCGCUCCCGGACCAAGGCGUGCGCCCGGACCAAGGUGCGCCCGAGGACCAAGGCGCGCCCCCGGACCAAGGCGCGCCCCUGGACCAAGGCGCGCGCCCGGACCAAGGCGCGCGCCCAGACCAAGGCGUACCCGGACCAAGGCGCGCGCGCCCGGACCAAUGCGCGCCCCCGGACCAAGGCGCGCCCCCGGACCAAGGCGCACUCCCGGACCAAGACGCGCUCCCGGACCAAGGCGCGCGCCCGGACCAAGGCGCGCCCCAGGACCAAGGCGCGCCCCCGGACCAAGGCGCGCCCCUGGACCAAGGCGCGCGCCCGGACCAAGGCGCGCCCCCGGACCAAGGCGCGCCCGGACCAAGGCGCGCGCGCCCGGACCAAUGCACGCCCCCGGACCAAGGCGCGCCCCCGGACCAAGGCGCGCCCCCGGACCAAGGCGCGCCCCCGGACCAAGGCGCGCUCCCGGACUAAGGCGCGCCCCCGGACCAAGGCGCGCCCCCGGACCAAGGCGCUCCCUCGGACCAAGGCGUGCCCCCGGAACAAGGCGCGCGCGCCCGGACAAAGGCGCGCGCGCGGACCAAGGCGCGCGCUCGGACCAAGGCGCGCGCUCGGACCAAGGCGCGCCCCCGGACCAAGGCGCGCGCCCGGACCAAGGCGCGCCCCCGGACCAAGGCGCGCUUCCGGACCAAGGCGCGAGCGCCUGGACCAAGGCGCGCGCGCGCGCCCGGACCAAGGCGCGCGCGCCCGGACCAAGGCGCUCGCUCGGACCAAGGCGCGCGCCCGAACCAAGGCGCGCCCCCGGACCAAGGCGCGCCCCCGGACCAAGGCACGCGCCCGGACCAAGGCGCGCCCCCGGACCAAGGCGCGCGCGCCUGGACCAAGGCGCGCGCGCCCGGAUCAAGGCGCGCGCCCGGACCAAGGCGCGCGCCCGAACCAAGGCGCCCCCGGACCAAAGCGCGCUCCCGGACCAAGGCGCGCCCGCGGACCAAGGCGCGCGCCCGGACCAAGGCGCGCGCGCCCAGACCAAGGCGCGCCCCCGGACCAAGGCGCGCCCCCGGACCAAGGCGCGCCCCCGGACCAAGGCGCGCGCGCGGACCAAGGCGCGCGCGAGGACCAAGGCGCGCGCCCGGGCCGAGGCGCGCGCGCCCAGACCAAGGCGCGCCCCCGGACCAAGGCGCGCCUUCGGACCAAGGCGCGCCCCCGGACCAAGGUGCGCGCGCGGACCAAGGCGCGCGCGAGGACCAAGGCGCGCACGCGGACCACUGCGCGCCCGGACCAAGGCGCGCCCCCGGACCAAGGCGCGCUCCCGGACCAAGGCGCGCUCCCGGACCAAGGCGGGCGCCCGGACCAAGGCGCGCGCCCGGACCAAGGCGCGCGCGCCCGGACUAAGGCGCGCCCCCGAACCAAGGCGCGCCCCCGGACCAAGGCGCUCUCCUGGACCAAGGCGCGCUCCCGGACCAAGGCGCGCGCCCGGACCAAGGCGUGCGCGCCCGGACCAAGGCGCGCCCCCGGACCAAGGCGCGCGCCCGGACCAAGGCGCGCCCCCGGACCAAGGCGCGCCCCCAGACCAAGGCGCGCUCCCGGACCAAGGCGCGCGCCCGGACCAAGGCGCGCGCCCGGACCAAGGCGCUCCCCCGGACCAAGGCGCGCCCCCGGACCAAGGCGCGCCCCCGGACCAAGGCGCGCCCCCGGACCAAGGCGCACUCCCGGACCAAGACGCGCUCCCGGACCAAGGCGCCGCCCGGACCAAGGCGCGCCCCAGGACCAAGGCGCACCCCCGGACCAAGGCGCGCCCCUGGACCAAGGCGCGCCCGGACCAAGGCGCGCGCGCCCGGACCAAGGCGCGCCCCCGGACCAAGGCGCUCCCCUGGACCAAGGCGCGCCCCCGGACCAAGGCGCGCGCGCGGACCAAGGCGCGCGCUCGGACCAAGGCGCGCCCACGGACCAAGGCGCGCGCCCGGACCAAGGCGCGCCCCCGGACCAAGGCGCGCUUCCGGACCAAGGCGCGAGCGCCUGGACCAAGGUGCGCGCGCGCGCCUGGACCAAGGCGCGCGCGCCCGGACCAAGGGGCGCGCGCCCGGACCAAGGCGCUCGCCCGGACCAAGGCGCGCCCCCGGACCAAGGCGCGCCCCCGGACCAAGGCGCGCGCCCGGACCAAGGCGCGCGCCCGGACCAAGGCGCGCGCUCGGACCAAGGCGCGCCCCCGAACCAAGGCGCGCGCCCGGACCAAGGCGCGCCCCCGGACCAAGACGCGCUUCCGGACCAAGGCGCGCGCGCCUGGCCUAAGGUGCGCGCGCGCGUCCGGACCAAGGCGCGCGCGGCCGGACCAACGCGCGCGCGCCCGGACCAAGGCGAGCGCCCGGACCAAGGCGCGCCCCCGGACCAAGGCGCGCCCCCGGACCAAGGCGCGCUCCCGGACCAAGGCGCGCGCCCGGACCAAGGCGCGCGCCCCCGGACCAAGGCGCGAUCCCGGACCAAGGCGCGCGUUCGGACCAAGGCGCGCCCCUGGACCAAGGCGCGCGCCCGGACCAAAGCGCGCGCGGACCAAGGCGCGCCCUCGGUCCAAGGCGCGACCCCGGACCAAGGCGCGCCUUCGGACCAAGGCGCGCCCCAGGACCAAGGAACGCGCCCGGACCAAGGCGCGCGCACCCGGACCAACGCGCGCGCGCCCGGACCAAGGCGCGCGCCCGGACCAAGGCGCGCCCCCGGACCAAGGCGCGCGCCCGGACCAAGGCGCGCCCCCGGACCAAGGCGCGCCCCCAGACCAAGGCGCGCUCCCGGACCAAGGCGCGCGCCCGGACCAAGGCGCGCGCCCGGACCAAGGCGCUCCCCCGGACCAAGGCGCGCCCCCGGACGAAGGCGCGCGCGCCCGGACCAAGGCGCUCGCGCGGACCAAGGCGCGCGCUCGGACCAAGGCGCGCCCCCGAUCCAAGGCACGCGCCCGGACCAAGGCGCGCCCCCGGACCAAGGCGCGCUUCCGGACCAAGGCGCGCACGCCUGGACCAAGGUGCGCGCGCGCGUCCGGACCAAGGCGCGCGCGCCCGGACCAAGGCGCGCGCGCCCGGACCAAUGCGCGCGCCCGAACCAAGGCGCGCCCCCGGACCAAGGCGCGCGCGCGGACCAAGGCGCGCUCCCGGACCAAGGCGCGCGCCCGGACCAAGGCGCGCGCCCCCGGAUCAAGGCGCGAUCCGGGACCAAGGCGCGCGUUCGGACCAAGGCGCGCGUUCGACUAAGGCGCGCGCGCCCGGACCAAGGCGCGCGCGCGGACCAAGGCGCGCGUUCGGACCAAGGCGCGCCCCCGGACCAAGGCGCGCGCGCCCGGACCAAUGCGCGCCCCCGGACCAAGGCGCGCCCCCGGACCAAGGCGCACUCCCGGACCAAGACGCGCUCCCGGACCAAGGCGAGCGCCCGGACCAAGGCGCGCCCCAGGACCAAGGCGCGCCCCCGGACCAAGGCGCGCACCUGGACCAAGGCGUGCGCCCGGACCAAGGCGCACGCCCGGACCAAGGCGCGCCCGGACCAAGGCGCGCGCGCCCGAACCAAUGCGCGUCCCCGGACCAAGGUGCGCCCCCGGACCAAGGCGCGCCCCCGGACCAAGGCGCGCCCCCGGACCAAGGCGCGCUCCCGGACCAAGGCGCGCGCCCGGACCAAGGCGCGCCCCCGGACCAAGGCGCUCCCCCGGACCAAGGCGCGCCCCCGGACCAAGGCCCGCCCCCGGACCAAGGCGCGCCCCCGGACCAAGGCGCGCUCCCGGACCAAGGCGCGCGCCCAAACCAAGGCGCGCCCUCGGAGCAAGGCGCGCCCCCGGACCAAGGCGCACUCCCGGACCAAGACGCGCUCCCGGACCAAGGCGCGCGCCCGGACCAACGCGCGCCCCAGGACCAAGGCGCGCCCCCGGACCAAGGCGCGCACCCGGACCAAGGCGCGCGCCCGGACCAAGGCGCGCCCGGACCAAGGCGCGCGCGCCCAGACCAAUGCGCGCCCCCGGACCAAUGCGCGCCCCCGGACCAAGGCGCGCCCCCUGACCAAGGCGCGCCCCCGGACCAAGGCGCGCGCCCGGACCAAUGCGCGCGCGCCCAAACCAAGGCGCUCGCGCCCGGACCAAGGCGCGCCCCCGGACCAAGGCGCGCCCCCGGACCAAGGCGCGCUCCCGGACCAAGGCGCGCGCCCGGACCAAGGCGCGCCCCCGGACCAAGGUGCGCGCGCCCGGACCAAGGCGCGCGCGCCCGGACCAAGGCGCGCCCCCGGACCAAGACGCGCUCCCGGACCAAGGCGCGCGCCCGGACCAAGGCGCGCCCCAAGACCAAGGCGCGCCCCUGGACCAAGGCGCGCGCCCGGACCAAGGCGCGCGCCCGGACCGAGUCGCGCCCGGACCAAGGCGCGCGCGCCCGGACCAAGACGCGACCCCGGACCAAGGCGCGACCCCGGACCAAGGCGCGACCCCGUACCAAGGCGCGCGCCCGGACCAAGGCGCGCGCGCCCGGAUCAAGGCGCGCGUCCGGACCAAGGCGCGCGCCCGGACCAAGGCGCGCCCCCGGACCAAGGCGCGCCCCCGGACCAAGGUGCGCUCCCGGACCAAGGCGCGCGCGCGCGCCCGAACCAAGGCGCGCGCCCGGACCAAGGCGCGCGCCCGGACCAAGGCGCGCGCCCGGACCAAGGCGCGCCCCCGGACCAAGGGGCGCUCGCCCGGACCAAGGCGCGCGCGCGGACCAAGGCGCGCGCUCGGACCAAGGCGCGCGCUCGGACCAAGGCGCGCCCCCGGACCAAGGCGCGCUUCCUGACCAAGGUGCGCGCGCGCGCCCGGACCAAGGCGCACGCCCGAACCAAGGUGCGCCCCCGAACCAAGGCGCGCUCCCAGACCAAGGCGUGCGCCCGGACCAAGGUGCGCCCGAGGACCAAGGCGCGCCCCCGGACCAAGGCGCGCCCCUGGACCAAGGCGCGCGCCCGGACCAAGGCGCGCGCCCAGACCAAGGCGUACCCGGACCAAGGCGCGCGCGCCCGGACCAAUGCGCGCCCCCGGACCAAGGCGCGCCCCCGGACCAAGGCGCACUCCCGGACCAAGACGCGCUCCCGGACCAAGGCGCGCGCCCGGACCAAGGCGCGCCCCAGGACCAAGGCGCGCCCCCGGACCAAGGCGCGCCCCUGGACCAAGGCGCGCGCCCGGACCAAGGCGCGCCCCCGGACCAAGGCGCGCCCGGACCAAGGCGCGCGCGCCCGGACCAAUGCACGCCCCCGGACCAAGGCGCGCCCCCGGACCAAGGCGCGCCCCCGGACCAAGGCGCGCCCCCGGACCAAGGCGCGCUCCCGGACUAAGGCGCGCCCCCGGACCAAGGCGCGCCCCCGGACCAAGGCGCUCCCUCGGACCAAGGCGACCAAGGCGCGCUCCCGGACCAAGGCGCGCGCCCGGACCAAGGCGCGCCCCCGGACCAAGGCGCUCCCUCGGACCAAGGCGUGCCCCCGGACCAAGGCGCGCGCGCCCGGACCAAGGCGCGCGCGCGGACCAAGGCGCGCGCUCGGACCAAGGCGCGCGCUCGGACCAAGGCGCGCCCCCGGACCAAGGCGCGCCCCCGGACCAAGGCGCGCCCCCGGACCAAGGCGCGCGCGCCCGGACCAAGGCGCGCGCGCCCGGACCAAGGCGCUCGCCCGGACCAAGGCGCGCGCCCGAACCAAGGCGCGCCCCCGGACCAAGGCGCGCCCCCGGACCAAGGCGCGCGCCCGGACCAAGGCGCGCGCGCGGACCAAGGCGCGCGCUCGGACCAAGGCGCGCCCCCGGACCAACGCGCGCGCCCCCGGACCAACGCGCGCGCGCCCGGACCAACGCGCGCGCGGCCGGACCAAGGCGCGCGGCCGGACCAAGGCGCGCGCCCGGACCAAGGCGCGCGCCCGGACCAAGGCGCGCGCUCGGACCAAGGCGCGCCCCCGGACCAACGCGCGCGCGCCCGGACCAACGCGCGCGCGGCCGGACCAAGGCGCGCGCCCGGACAAAGGCGCGCGCCCGGACCAAGGCGCGCCCCCGGACCAAGGUGCGCUCCCGGACCAAGGCGCGCGCCCGGACCAAGGCGCGCGCCCGAACCAAGGCGCGCCCGGACCAAGGCGCGCGCGCCCGGACCAAUGCGCGCCCCCAGACCAAGGCGCGCCCCCGGACCAAGGCGCGCCCCCGGACCAAGGUGCGCCCCCGGACCAAGGCGCGCUCCCGGACCAAGGCGCGCGCCCGGACCAAGGCGCGCCCCCGGACCAAGGCGCUCCCUCGGACCAAGGCGUGCCCCCGGACCAAGGCGCGCGCGCCCGGACCAAGGCGCGCGCGCGGACCAAGGCGCGCGCUCGGACCAAGGCGCGCGCUCGGACCAAGGCGCGCCCCCGGACCAAGGCGCGCCCCCGGACCAAGGCGCGCCCCCGGACCAAGCUUCAACGGACCCGACUUGUACCGCCUGCCUCGCUGGACAAGCUCGAGGCCCGACUUCUACCAUUCUCCAGCUUCAUCGGACCUGAUUUCUACGGCCUGCCUCACACGACCCCACUCCUCGCUUCAAUCCUUCCCUCCUUCCCCUUUCCAUAUCCUCUCCUUCCGCCCUUACAGGCGGGCGCACUGGACAAGCUAGAGGCAUUCACCAGCUUCAACGGACCUGAUUUCUACGGCCUGCCUCGCAACUCCCGCCGCAUCACUCUCGUCCGCCAACCGUGGGCCGUGCCCGACUCGUACCCGUAUGCUGAUGGGGGCUCUCUCGUGCCCAUGCUGGCAGGCGAGCAGCUGGACUGGCAGCCGUGGGCCGUGCCCGACUCGUACCCGUAUGGGGAAGGCAAUGGCUCCCUCGUGCCCAUGCUGGCAGGCGAGCAGCUGGAGUGGCAGCCGUGGGCCGUGCCCGACUCGUACCCAUAUGCCGAUGGCGGCUCCCUCGUGCCCAUGCUGGCAGGCGAGCAGCUGGACUGGCAGGUGCUGCUGUUUGAUAUCUGA